AUGCCCACUAUCAAAGAAGCUAACAACUUCGCAGCUCUGCAAGAAAAGAUCAACCAAGACGCUCAAGAGAUCGAGCAAUGGUGGUCCCAGCCCCGUUGGAAGCACACCAACAGGAUCUACAGCGCCCGCGAUAUUGCCGUGAGACGUGGUACUUUCCCAGCACUAACGUACCCAUCCUCAGUCGUCGCUCAAAAACUGUACGGUGUCUUGGCGGAACAUAACGCGAACAAGACCGUCUCCCAGACUUUCGGUGCAUUGGACCCAGUGCAAGUGACUCAGAUGGCUAAAUACUUGGACACGAUCUACGUCUCCGGGUGGCAGUGUUCCUCUACUGCUUCGACUUCCAACGAGCCAGGUCCAGAUCUCGCUGAUUACCCCAUGGACACUGUGCCCAACAAAGUGGAGCAUCUGUUCAAGGCGCAACAGUUCCACGACCGGAAGCAAUGGGAGGCAAGGGCGCAUGCGACCUCUGAGGAGGAAUUGAAGCAGCUUGGUCCAGCCACGGACUACCUGACCCCCAUUAUCGCUGACGCGGAUGCGGGCCACGGUGGGUUGACCGCCGUUUACAAGUUGACAAAGAUGUUCAUUGAGCGUGGUGCCGCUGGUAUCCACAUGGAGGACCAGACCUCUACGAACAAGAAGUGUGGCCACAUGGCUGGGAGAUGUGUGAUCCCCGUCUCUGAGCACGUUUCGCGGUUAGUCACGAUCCGUAUGUGUGCUGAUGUGAUGAACUCUGACCUGAUCAUCGUUGCAAGAACGGAUUCCGAGGCUGCCACUUUGAUCUCGUCCACUAUUGACACGAGGGACCACUACUUUAUCGUCGGCGCGACAAACGAGAACCUUAAGCUAUCUCUUGUGGAGACUUUGAACGAUGCUGCUAUUAAGGGUGCCUCGGGGGACGAACUGGCUCGCGUGGAGAAAGAGUGGUGUGAACAAGCAGGGUUGAAGUUAUUCCACGAGGCGUUUGCUGACAAAGUGAACAAAUCCUCGAAAUCGUCCUCUGAGAAGAAACGUAUCAUUGACGAGUUCAACGCGAAAGUCGGCCCAUUAACUGAGACAUCGCACAGGGAGGCCCGUGCACUAGCUGAGUCUUUGCUCGGAGAACCGAUCUUCUUUGACUGGGAACUACCACGUGUCCGUGAAGGUCUGUACCGUUACAGGGGCGGCACACAAUGUGCCGUGAUGAGAGCUCGUGCAUUUGCACCAUACGCCGACUUAGUGUGGAUGGAAUCGAACUACCCAGACUACGAACAAGCCGUCGAGUUUGCCGCUGGUGUACGUGCACAAUACCCAGACAAAUGGCUUGCCUACAACCUGUCCCCCUCUUUCAACUGGCAGAAGGCUAUGUCCGUGGACGAACAGUACACUUUCAUCAACCGUUUGGGGCAACUGGGUUACAUAUGGCAAUUCAUUACGCUUGCCGGGUUGCACACCACCGCACUAGCGAUCAACAAUUUCUCGCGCGAUUUCGCCCAGAACGGGAUGAAGGCGUACGCCCAAAACGUGCAGUUACGUGAGAUGGAAGAGGGUGUCGACGUGCUAAAGCACCAGAAAUGGUCUGGGGCCGAGUACAUCGACGGUAUACUGAAAUUGGCGCAAGGCGGUGUCAGUGCCACUGCAGCGAUGGGCGAAGGUGUCACCGAGGAACAAUUCAAGAGCAAGCUGUGA
Molecule: messenger RNA, 1668 nt
Organism: Huiozyma naganishii CBS 8797
Lineage: Eukaryota; Fungi; Ascomycota; Saccharomycetes; Saccharomycetales; Saccharomycetaceae
Gene: ICL1
Product: isocitrate lyase 1
Exons: 1
Coding region: 1-1668 (555 amino acids)
Biological process (GO): carboxylic acid metabolic process
Molecular function (GO): isocitrate lyase activity
Source: RefSeq, a predicted model, not a curated record